Messenger RNA from Dioszegia hungarica, 1863 nucleotides. Its product is annotated as kinase-like domain-containing protein. Gene Ontology annotation, cellular component: spindle; nucleus; kinetochore. Gene Ontology annotation, molecular function: ATP binding; protein serine/threonine kinase activity; protein serine/threonine/tyrosine kinase activity. Gene Ontology annotation, biological process: chromosome segregation; meiotic spindle assembly checkpoint signaling; mitotic spindle assembly checkpoint signaling. Lineage: Eukaryota; Fungi; Basidiomycota; Tremellomycetes; Tremellales; Bulleribasidiaceae. The record is from RefSeq and is a predicted model, not a curated record. The transcript is spliced from 10 exons. Bases 1 to 1863 code for a protein of 620 amino acids.
AUGCCGGCGGCUACUCGUCAGCCGGACAUCGCGUCUGCGUUCGAUGACCUCAAGCUUGAGGGCGAGGACGAAUCCUUUGAGGUCCAGGUGCCGGACUUUCACUUUGACUGGGGAGUCGUGACGGAUGAUCGGGCGGCCGCUGCGUCCGAAGCGGAGGAGAGGAAGGGAUCACACUUCUCAUCCAAUAGCGGGCGGACCGGACACGCAAAAGCGGGAAGUGGGGGAAUACAGGGGUCCGAGCGAUGGACGUCCCCGGCUCUCUCCAACGCUCUCAAUACCCCUCCUUCCGCGCGCGGGGGAUCACCAGCGUACUCCUCGGCGUCGUCUGCACAUAUCAUGGGCCUGACGGACGCGUCGACCGUCUCGGGCUCGAGCCUCGUCCCGACGCCACCAUACGCCCCGCUCGGGCGGGGAUAUAUGCCGCGCGCUUCUGGUGGGAGCGAGGGGGACGGGCGUUUCCAGCGUGUAGUGUCGGCGCCGGUAGCAAGGAUGUCGCCGGCCCCGCUUAUAGGGGAAAGGACGAGGGAGAUGGACGAAUCUCUCGCCUCCACGUCGACUUAUCGCCAACAUACAGCGACACUGCGGCCGACACUGGCUCAUUCGACCUCGUCCAACGCGGUCAAUGGCGAGCGGGAACCAGCGGCUUCGGGGCAGACGUACCAGACCCCAGGGCUGGCGGAGCGGACGUUGGGUCAUUCGACAGCGGCAUCGACGAGCCGGCGCGUGGGUGGAUUGUCGCGCUUUGGUGGGCCGGCCAGAAGAGUGAUCCCGCCCGUAGAGGAGCAAGAAGGCGUCAAUGGAACUCCCUAUGAGCGUAUCGGCACACUAGGCAAAGGCGGCUCGUCAAAAGUCUACUCGGUACUCUGCCACACCACUCGAGCGAUGUACGCCCUCAAGCGCGUAGCGCUCGAUCGGGCGGACGCCGAGGCGUAUCAGAGCUAUACGAACGAGAUUGAGCUGUUGAAGCGGUUAAGGGGACAUGAUCGGAUUAUCCGGCUCAUCGAUCAUCAGAUCUCGUUUGGGCCAGGGAAUCGGCCAAAGAUACUCAUGAUGGUCAUGGAGUGUGGAGAGAUAGAUUUUGCCGCUCUGCUAGAUGAUCAGCGGGGCAAACCGCUCAAUAUGAACUUUGUGGGGUUGUACUGGCAACAAAUGCUGGAAGCUGUCCAUGCGGUACAUCUGGAGAACGUCGUUCAUACCGAUCUGAAGCCGGCAAACUUUGUGUUGGUGCAGGGCAGGCUGAAGAUUAUUGAUUUUGGGAUAGCCAAGGCGGUUGCGAAUGAUACGGUCAACAUCCAGCGGGAUCAGCAGAUCGGGACGGUGAAUUACAUGUCGCCCGAAGCUAUACAACGGAUGAACAACCAGAAAGUCCUCAAGCUAUCAUACCCUAGCGACGUCUGGUCACUCGGCUGUAUCCUCUAUCAAAUGAUAUACGGCUCCCCUCCCUUCCAGCAUAUAGGUGGCGGCCCGUUACCCAAGAUGAACGCUAUCGCGAACGCUUCGCACAUUAUCGAUUUCCCCACGCACGCCGUACCCAAGCCUACGCCGGGGCGAGACGAGGGCGCAGCGGCAGAAUGGUCCAUCCGCGUCCUGCCGAGCGCGAUUGACGUGAUGGAGCGGUGUCUGAAGUAUAGGAAGGAGUUUAGAUUGACUAUUCCGGAAUUGCUAGAGCAUGAGUUCUUGAAGCCUAGGAUAGACGGUGAAGCAGGGUUACCUGCCGGCGCGACGAGUAUCACCCCGCAGCAGAUGGCGAUGCUGGUGAAGUUCAUAGUGGAGGUUCAUGGAAAGAAACCGUUACCAGAGGGGGAUACGACGGCAUCGGAUCUUUUUGAGCAACUGGCACAGCAAAACUCUCGGUCAGAGUGA